This is a messenger RNA of Aspergillus campestris IBT 28561, 522 nucleotides long. RefSeq lists its product as uncharacterized. The transcript is spliced from 2 exons. The record is from RefSeq and is a predicted model, not a curated record. Gene Ontology annotation, cellular component: mitochondrial inner membrane peptidase complex. The coding region runs from base 130 to 447 and encodes 105 amino acids. NCBI's taxonomy places the organism in Eukaryota, Fungi, Ascomycota, Eurotiomycetes, Eurotiales, Aspergillaceae.
CCCACGCCGACCUCCGAUCUUCUUCUCCACCACCAUCAUCACCACCAUCACACCCAAUCCACUCCAACAACCCACCACCAAACAAGCGAACAACAAAACUAAACAAAUACCAAAGAGGAAGACAGUGCAAUGGCCCCCUUAGUCCCCAUCUUCUCGGCAUCCUCCCUCCCAGACCACGUCAACACCGUGCAGCGCAACUUCCAAGAAAAGCGUCGCAAAGGCGGGCCCGUCGACCUCGCGCAAUGUCCGCUCUUCGAAAUGACCCAGUACUCGUGUAAUCCGCCGCAGGAGGGGGUUCCGAGGCCGGGUGUUGUGGUGUGCAAGCCUGUUGUGCGGUUAUUUAGGCGGUGUGCCGAGGGUUUAACAGUCGAGACGACGGCGUGGGAGCCUAUACGGGUUGCGGAGGAGAAGGAGGCGAGACAGCGGGUACAGGCGUCAACUCCAUAGGGGAGUUGCGUUGGACAGGCUACAGAACAUAUCAAAGCAUGGAGUCGGCGUUACGGAAGUCAAUUGUACUAUAGG